Messenger RNA from Armigeres subalbatus, 2043 nucleotides. Its product is annotated as transcription factor grauzone-like. Gene Ontology annotation, cellular component: nucleus. The transcript is spliced from 4 exons. NCBI's taxonomy places the organism in Eukaryota, Metazoa, Arthropoda, Insecta, Diptera, Culicidae. Gene Ontology annotation, molecular function: DNA-binding transcription factor activity; zinc ion binding. The record is from RefSeq and is a predicted model, not a curated record. The coding region runs from base 93 to 1922 and encodes 609 amino acids.
CAUCAAUAAGGAACUUGUUUUCCUUGUUUUCAUUUUACUUUGGAUCGUAAAAGCUGCCUCUCGCGAUCUUCGGAAGGUGAAUGUGGUAAAAAAUGGACAGCACGUCCAAGGUGGAAUGUCGUCUGUGCCUGGAGGCGCUGAACGAAUCCAAGUGGACGAUUGAUCAGCCGGAUUUAAAAAAGCAAAUAAGCGAAGUGUUUCAUUUUACGAUUGAUCCACAACCUGGAUUUUCAUCAACCGUAUGCAGCGAUUGUUUGAUAGUAAUAUCAGAUUUUCAUCAAUAUUCGGAGCGAGUCAAAUGCAACCAAGACACGCUAGCAGCAUCCGCUCAGCUAAAGUUGUCCGAAGUUCAUCCGCAUGCCAUCAAAACUGAGAAGCCCGAUCCUGAAAAGGAUGAGCCUUAUAGUGGCCAUGGGAGUGAUGUCGAAGAUGACGAUAUCGUCGACGCCGAUGAUGGUGAUUGGGAUAAUGAUGAUGUAUUUGCCGAACCGCUGGUAACUAUAGAAGUGAAGCAAGAACCAACUGGAAAGCGACGCAGCGAUUCUCGGAAGAAGGAAGAACCGAUUGUGUCGGCACGGGAAACUCGUCAAAGGAACAGAGAAGUUAAGCGAACUGAAUCUCCCGAGAAAGAUAGAGAUGAUACUGAUAAUGAUGACGAUGACGACUAUCAACCCGAAACAAAGAAACAGAGGAAGCCACGGCAAUUGAAGGAAAAGAAGAUAAAGAAAGAAAAAGUCGAUUCUGGCGAGGAAGGCGAUGCCGAAUUGUCGUUGGAACGACCCAGAAGGAGGCGAAAAAAGGAUAUCAAUCUCAAGAGUAAAGAAGAAUUGGCACAAGAAGAUGUUCGUAUACAAGAAUUCUACGAAAUGAUUUGCGAUAUGUGCAAAGAGAAAUCGGAAGAUUUUGAAUCUUUGAGGAAACACUUCCGGAAGGAACACGGAAUGCCGGCCUAUAUCAAGUGUUGCGAAAAGAAGCUAGCUAGAAAGUGGGCGUUGAUUGAUCACAUCUUGGUUCAUGCGAAUCCCGACUUAUAUCGCUGCGAGCGUUGCGAUAAGACCUUCAAGGGCAAGAGAUAUCUUAAUGACCACAUGGAAAAUGUACACGGAAGUGCCGAAGAGAAACCGUUCAAGUGCGAACAAUGUAACCGUUUCUUUGCGAAAGAAACACUGUUACGAUCGCAUAUUGCUAAUCACAAGAAGAUCCUUUGCAAGCAAUGCAAUCAGGAGUUCGCUAAUUCUGCAGAGUUGAAAGAUCAUCUGAAGGUCGUGCACAAAAACGAACAUACGAUCAGAGUAUGCGACCGGUGCGGCAAAGCUUUCGCUGGGCCCAGUGCUCGCAGCAAUCUCAAGCAACACAUCGAGAAAGUACACAUGGGUCUUGGCGAUAAAACUAAACUUCAAUGCCCAAUCUGCCAGAACUGGCUGCUGGGAAAGCGUGCUUUAACGAGACAUAUGCAAUUACACAGCGAGGUGGGUCAACCGCAUAUCUGCAACAUUUGCAACCAGAAUUACCUUCACUCGAGAGCACUGGCGCGUCACAAGCGGUUUGUACACGUGGAACAAAAAUACGAGUGCGAGUUUUGCGGCAAGAGAUUCAAGAGACCGUUGGCUUUGAAGGAACAUCGUGCAACCCACACGGGAGAGGCACUUUACGCGUGUAAGAUUUGCAAUGCGUCGACGAAUUCAAAUGCCAGCUAUUACUCGCAUAUGAAGAAAGCACACCCGAUUGAAUGGGCAGAGCAAAAAAUGAAAGCGGCAGAAGCGGCUGCACCAGGUCCGCUGGAACCGAAUGUUCCCGCUGUGCCUAUAGAACAGACGUCGGCGGUUUCCAUAGACGAACAAUCGGCAGUUUCCAUUGAGGAACAACCAAUAGUGGUAGCCAUUGAACAACCCCUGAAGUCCGAAGCAUUCUCUCUCCAGUAAUUCAUAGUAAGAUUGGUAUGAUGUCAUACUCUAGAUGAUUUUUAUUUGUGCCGAAAUUUCUCUGAAAAUUGUGUAUAGUUCAUUUAUGUUUUCCUUGAAUUCAAACAAAGUUAUAAAAAGA